AUGGAGUAUGGGUUGGAGCUCCGCGCACCGUUCGGGACGAGCCACUCGAGCACCUCGCGCCGUGAGAACGCGCUCAUAGAGGUGUGGGUGGAGGUGCCGCAGCAAGACGGCAGCAGCGCUGUGACCGUUGGCGUGGGCGAAGUGGGCCUCCCGCCCAAGAAGCCCGCUGCCGGCUACCUCUCGGAUUUUGCCGACGUCGAGGGCUACCCUUUCAAAGUUGCAGCCAGCGCGGGUCACUUCUCAGCCCUGCGAGGUAUCACAUCGUUCAUUCAGGGCGGAGAGAACCCUGAUGAGUUUGCUCGGCUCGUGCGGACGCUCUUGCGCGCUUUGGACGAGGAGCCCGCCAACGUCGAUCCCGCCUCCCGCUUCGCUCGCAGUGGCAUCGAGGCUGCCGUGUUGGAUUUGUUCUGCGUUCACUCCCGCAUUCCGCUGCAUCAGCUCAUUGGCAUCGAUGUCAGCAAGGAGAUCACAGAACAGGGUGUGCCUCUCGGCAGCUCUUUCUACACCAUCGCGCUCAAUCCCGACGUGCAGUUCAUGUUGCAGCAGGCCCGGAGCUCGCUGAGCUUCACGCCUUAUCUCAAGAUCAAGCUGGAUUCAAACAUUGAGCAAGGCACCGAGCCUCUUUGCACGUACCGCGUACUGCUGGCGAUUCUGAACGGUAUCAAGAAAAUCAUCGAAGAGGAGUUCACCGAGUACCCCACGUGGAAGCUUUGCAUUGAUGCGAAUGGAGCGUGGAAUCCAGAGGGGUGCAUUGAAAUGCUCAAGGUUCUGAAGCCACUGAGCGAUCACAUCUACAUGCUGGAGCAGCCAUUCCCCACCACGCUGCUCAAGGAGCCCAGCGAAGCCGGCACCCAGGCAUGGAAAGUAGUCAAGGCGGCCUAUGAGAACGCCGGCAUUCCCAUCUUCGCGGACGAGUCCAUGUCCACUGCCGCGGACCUCCCUCUUCUUCUGGACUUUGUGCACGGAGUGAAUGUCAAGCUGGAGAAGGCCGGCGGGGUGCGAGCCGCUCUCGAGGCGCUCCUGCAGGCCCAGAAGUUCAACCUCAAGUUGUGGAUCGGAAUCAUGGUCGGCUCCCGGGUCAAUUGUGGAACCGGUGCGCACCUGCUGCCCCUGGCCACCCACGGUGACCUUGACGGCUCCCUGCUCACCACUGAGGACUCGCAAGUCCACGAAGGCGGCUUCGUCUGGGGUGAGGGCCAGUACCGUGGCACAGUGUUCCUGCCCACUGGCCUCCACGGCAUCGGGGUCCGGCCCAAGCCCGCCAGCGCCCACUAA
This is a messenger RNA of Acanthamoeba castellanii str. Neff, 1275 nucleotides long. Its product is annotated as racemase, putative. The record is from RefSeq and is a predicted model, not a curated record. NCBI's taxonomy places the organism in Eukaryota, Discosea, Longamoebia, Acanthamoebidae. Bases 1 to 1275 code for a protein of 424 amino acids. The transcript is spliced from 10 exons.